Molecule: messenger RNA, 3345 nt
Organism: Nymphalis io (European peacock)
Lineage: Eukaryota; Metazoa; Arthropoda; Insecta; Lepidoptera; Nymphalidae
Gene: Tnpo
Product: transportin-1
Exons: 15
Coding region: 55-2757 (900 amino acids)
Biological process (GO): protein import into nucleus
Cellular component (GO): cytoplasm; nucleus
Molecular function (GO): nuclear import signal receptor activity; small GTPase binding
Source: RefSeq, a predicted model, not a curated record
CAUGGUUGAUUUCUACAGGACUGAGUAAAAUACAACCGUUUUCGUAAAAUUAUUAUGAAAAUGGAGUGGAAACCUGAAGAAGAAGGACUAAGACAAAUACUUACACUUCUUAAGGAGUCUCAAUCACCAGACACUGCUACUCAAAGAGCAGUUCAACAAAAAUUGGAAGAAUUAAAUAAAUAUCCCGACUUCAACAACUACUUAAUUUUUGUAUUGACAAAUUUGGUGACUGAAGCAGAACCUACAAGAUCCUUAAGCGGCUUAAUAUUGAAGAAUAACGUAAAAGCGCGUUACAACAGCUUUUUACCCGAAGUAGCUGAGUUUAUAAAGCGAGAAUGCUUAUCAGCUGUUGGAGAUCCUUCCCCACUGAUUCGGGCUACUGUAGGUAUAAUUAUAACGACUAUAGCUAGCAAGGGAGAACUAACAUCAUGGCCAGAACUAUUACCAGCAUUAUGUCAAAUGCUUGAUUCACAGGAUUACAAUGUUUGUGAGGGAGCAUUUGGAGCUCUACAAAAAAUUUGCGAAGACACAGCCGAGCUAUUGGACAGCGAUGCCUUAAACAGACCCUUAAAUGUUUUGAUACCUAAAUUCUUACAGUUUUUCCGUCAUUCAUCACCUAAAAUAAGAUGUCAUGCUAUUGCCUGUGUCAAUUAUUUUAUUAUGGGAAGAACACAAGCAUUGAUGCUACAUAUUGACUCCUUUAUAGAGAACUUAUUUCACUUGGCAGCAGAUGAAGAUCCAGAUGUUAGAAAAAAUGUUUGUCAUGCUUUAGUGUUACUUCUAGAAGUUCGAUUAGAUCGCCUCAUACCCUACUUACCUAAUAUUAUCGAGUAUAUGUUAAUGCGAACACAAGAUGCUGAAGAGGGUGUAGCGUUAGAAGCUUGUGAAUUUUGGUUAUCGUUAGCUGAACAGAAUGUCUGCAGAGAGGUGCUGGGCCCGCGCCUGCCCGCGCUGCUGCCGGUGCUGGUGCGCGGCAUGCGCUACUCGGUGAUGGACGUGAUUCUGCUGCGAGGAGACCGCGACGACGACGCCGACGACGCGGAGCCCGACCGCGAGUCUGACAUCCGACCGCGCUUCCACAAGCCGCGUUCGCACACCAUCAAGCAUAACGCCGGCGCGGGCGACAGCAACAUGUCGGGCGGCGGCGAGUCGGAGGACGAGGAGGAGGGCGGCGGUGACGACGACGGCUCGCUGUCCGACUGGAACCUGCGCAAGUGCAGCGCCGCCGCGCUCGACGUGCUCGCCAACGUGUUCGGCGCCGAACUGCUGCCCGUGCUCUUCCCCAUCCUCAAGGAGACGCUGUUCCACGACGACUGGGUCAUCAAGGAGAGCGGCAUCCUGGCGGUGGGCGCGGUGGCGGACGGCUGCAUGGCCGGCAUGGUGCCGCACCUGCCGGACCUCGUGCCCUACCUGGUGUGCUGCCUGGCCGAGAGCAAGGCGCUGGUGCGCGCCAUCACCUGCUGGACGCUCUCGCGCUACUCGCACUGGAUCGUGUCGCAGUCGCACGACCUCUACCUGCGACCCGUCAUGACCGAGCUUUUAACACGUGUCCUGGAUAAUAACAAACGCGUACAAGAGGCUGCGUGUUCCGCAUUCGCCACAUUAGAAGAAGAGGCUUGUACAGAACUUGUUCCAUACUUGGGCCACAUCCUGCAGACGUUAGUGUACGCCUUUGGCAGAUAUCAGCACAAAAACUUGUUAAUAUUGUACGACGCUAUCGGUACAUUAGCGGAUUCGGUGGGACACCAUUUGAACAAACAGGAAUAUAUUGAUCUUUUGAUGCCGCCCCUUAUAACGAAAUGGAAUGUCUUAAAAGAUGAAGAUAAAGAUUUAUUUCCUUUACUUGAGUGUUUGUCAUCAGUCGCCACAGCUCUUCAGUCAGGAUUUCUACCGUACUGUGAACCAGUUUUUAGGAGAUGUGUGUCACUAAUAGAACAAACAUUAAAUCAAAAUAUUGCGAAUAGUCAGAGUCCUGAACAGUUCGAGGCACCAGACAAAGACUUUAUGAUAGUCGCUUUGGACUUGCUAAGUGGUCUCGCGGAGGGCUUGGACGGACACAUAAAUCAUUUAGUGUUGAACUCUAAUCUUAUGCAACUUUUGUACCAGUGUAUGCAGGAUCCAAUGCCAGAGGUUCGACAGUCAUCGUUCGCGCUACUGGGGGAUUUGACAAAGGCGUGCUUCCAACACGUGCUGCCCUACAUACCAGAGUUCCUGCCCAUUCUCGGCAUGAACCUCAACCCCGAACUUAUCUCAGUCUGUAACAACGCCACAUGGGCCAUCGGAGAGAUCAGCAUCAAACUAGGACCGGAAACAUCGAAGUACAUACCACUCGUACUGAGUCAUCUAGUAGAUAUCAUCAACAGGCCUAACACGCCUAAGACAUUACUCGAAAACACAGCGAUUACUAUCGGUCGGCUAGGUUAUGUGUGCCCCCACGACGUCGCACCCGUUUUACAUCAAUUCGUACGCCAGUGGUGCACGUCUCUGCGGAAUAUCCGCGACAACGACGAGAAGGACUCCGCUUUCCGCGGCAUCUGUCAGAUGAUCCAGGUGAACCCGGGCGGAGUGGUGCCCGACUUCAUGUUCUUCUGUGACGCGGUGGCGUCGUGGUCGCAUCCCAAGGACGACCUGAAGGAGAUGUUCACGAAGAUCCUUCACGGGUUCAAGGCGCAGGUGGGCGACGAGAACUGGCGCCGCUUCACGGACCAGUUCCCCGUGCAGCUCAGUGCGCGCCUGUCCGCCAUGUGCGGUAUCUAGGCCCCCCCCCCCACCACCUAGCGUAGUCGUAGUCGUAAUCGGAACGGAGUACGUUUGUUUAUUUUUUGAAUUGAUUUUGACGCGAACGAUGUCCCUCUCUUAUCGUGGAGAGCCAUGGACGGUCCGUCGUACGCCGUAAUAUUCCAUAGUGGAAAAUUGAGAAAUUUUAAUGACAUACUGCUGACGUUUAGCGUUGUUAGCGCACAUCGAAUCGGACCGAAGUCGUUUCGUAUUUUAAAUCGUCGCGAGUUAGACCGUUCGAUAUUGAGUACGUAUAUUUGUCUGCUUUCGUUUGUAGCGAGCGAGAAGUCGUCGCCGGUAUAUUAUAGCUUAAAGUGGAGUCGAUGUCCAUAUGCCUUCGUAUGUAUUUUAAUUUUAGUAACGUUCUUGACGAUCACUGUUCUGCAAUUGUUUCGUGCGCUUGAGUUAUCUUAAUAAAUAUUGACAAACAUUUGUACCAAGUGUAUCCCUUUAGACGUUAAUUGUGAACAUUUUAAUAGUUUUUGGAUAAUGUAUACUGAGAAAUUAACAAAAAAAAAAAAAAAGAAAAAGGUUUAUACACAUAUUUGUCUAAAAGCAUUUAUUCGU